Lolium rigidum is the source of this 309-nucleotide messenger RNA. RefSeq names its product (S)-beta-bisabolene synthase-like. NCBI's taxonomy places the organism in Eukaryota, Viridiplantae, Streptophyta, Magnoliopsida, Poales, Poaceae. The coding region runs from base 28 to 309 and encodes 93 amino acids. The record is from RefSeq and is a predicted model, not a curated record. Gene Ontology annotation, molecular function: terpene synthase activity. The transcript has 2 exons.
AAAGCCCUCUCAAGCUGAUCAACUGUCAUGGCGACUUCCAGCGUGGCUGACACUCUUGAGAGAGAGCAACUCGGCUUUGAUCCCUCCCCGUGGGGUGAUUUUUUCAUCGCCUUCGAGCCACCGGCGCUGCAGAGGUCGGAGGAAUGGAUGCUCACAAGGGCUGAAAAGCUCGCGAGGGACGUCCGGGAGUUGUUCAGGACCUGCAACAACACGACGGUGAGAAUGCUCCUGGUGGAUACAAUUCAGCAUCUCGGAAUACAUCACCGGUUCCAAGAGGAGAUCGAUGCCGCUCUGCAAGAAAUGUGGUGA